Molecule: messenger RNA, 1515 nt
Organism: Aspergillus thermomutatus
Lineage: Eukaryota; Fungi; Ascomycota; Eurotiomycetes; Eurotiales; Aspergillaceae
Exons: 6
Coding region: 1-1515 (504 amino acids)
Cellular component (GO): mitochondrial matrix
Molecular function (GO): metal ion binding; ATP binding; protein-folding chaperone binding
Source: RefSeq, a predicted model, not a curated record
AUGAUGAUGGAAGAUGACGAUGAUGAUUUCUACGAUCCUGCUGAUGCAGUACCCGUAAACCAAGCUCAGAAUGCUCCUCAGAACCAAUCGAACGAAAAGUUUCAAGAAGCGAAUGAAGGGGAGGGCGAGGAGGAGGAGAUAGAGGUGGAAGAGGAUGAGGAUGACUUCAAUAUCAUAACAGAAGCUCCUCCAGAUGCGCCGUCUCCGGAAGUACCACAUCCUCGUCACGCCAGUCUACGAGCAGAGACCCAAAGACCUUCAUCAGCAGAUCUAUCGACUGUUUCGAAAUCCGUCACACCUACAGUAACCCCUAAAAUUGAAGCUGCCACUCCGGUACCUGUCAGCGCAAGACCGGCCGUACCCCAAAAGCCUGGCUCCGCAUACCCGCCUGUGCACGCGUCGACGAUCGAUGUCAAUGCGAACCCUGUUCACCCUGCCACAGGCAAGCCGAUCCUGUCGACAGAUAUGGACACGGACUUUCCGACCGAGGACGACAAACCAUGGAGACGACCUGGUUCAGAUAUCUCCGACUAUUUCAACUACGGAUUUGACGAAUUCACCUGGGCAAGCUACGUUCUGAAACAACAAGAGCUACGGAAAGAAGUUGGAGACCAGAAGAAGCAAUUGGAUGAUAUGCAGAGCUUCUUGACCAUGGGUCUGCCACCAAUGCCAGGAGCUCCGGGCCCUGGGGCGCCUCCUGGCAGCGCGCCGCCAGCUAUGCCCGGUAUGCCAGGAGUGCCAGAUAUGUCUCCCGAUAUGAUGCAGGGCAUGCUGGCAAGUAUGAUGUCGCAAGGCUUGGAUCCAUCAUCAAUGGAUCCCAUGUCUUUCAUGCAGCAUGCACAGGCGAUGAUGGGAGGUCAAGGUGGUGCCGGCGCCGGACAGCAGCAAGGUCAGCCUGGGUUCGGCGGCCAGUCGCAAGGACCAGGGUUUGGAGGACAAGGUGGUGGCCAGCCUCAUAUGGGAUUUGGAGGUUACGAUCAGAGGGCACUCUUAUCCUCGCACCUUCAUACAAAAUGGUACGUGUUUCCACCUAGUCCGGGACCUCAGGACUACCAUCUCGACUUUCGUCGUGACAAUUUCUGCUAUCGAUUAUGUCUUGAUCUUGUUUGUCUGACUCAUUGGGAUACGCCGCUAACUUUGAUCUCUCCUCUCGACCAGUCUGUCCUCCGCAACAUCAAGAACCUCGCUCCCCUCCUGGACCGUGUCCUCGUCCAGCGCAUCAAGCCCGAGGCCAAGACUGCCUCCGGUAUCUUCCUCCCUGAGAGCAGCGUCAAGGAGCAGAAUGAGGCCAAGGUCCUCGCCGUCGGCCCCGGCGCCGUUGACCGUAACGGCCAGAGAAUCCCCAUGAGCGUUUCCACUGGCGACAAGGUUCUCAUCCCCCAGACAUUGGAUUUUCUUUCGAUGAAGUGGCUGACAGAUCUUGCGAUACAGUUCGGUGGUAGCCCCAUCAAGGUCGGCGAAGAGGAGUACACCCUCUUCCGGGAUUCUGAGAUCCUCGCCAAGAUCAACGAAUAA